AUGGCCGCGUCCACCAUGUCCAUCUGCUCCAGCGCCUGCGCCGACUCCUGGCAGGUGGACAACUGCCCACAGAGCUGCUGUGAGCCCCCCUGCUGCGCCCCCAGCUGCUGCGCCCCGGCCCCCUGCCUGACCCUGGUCUGCACCCCAGGGAGCUGUGUGUCCAGCCCCUGCUGCCAGGCGGCCUGUGAGCCCAGCCCCUGCCAAUCAGGCUGCACCAGCUCCUGCACACCCUCGUGCUGCCAACAGUCUAGCUGCCAGCCAGCUUGCUGUGCCUCUUCCUCCUGCCAGCAGUCCUGCUGUGUGCCCAUCUGCUGCAGGCCUGCCUGCUGUGUGCCCGUCUGCUGCAAGCCUGUCUGCUGCAAGCCCGUCUGCUGUGUGCCUGUCUGCUCUGGGGCUUCCUCUCUGUGCUGCCAGCAGUCUGGCUGCCAGCCAGCUUGCUGCACCACCUCCUGCUGCAGACCCUCCUCUUCCAUGUCCCUCCUUUGCCGCCCCAUGUGCAGGCCCACCUGCUGCGUGCCUGUCUCCUCCUGCUGUGUCCCCGCCUCCUCCUGUCAACCCAGCUGCUGCCGCCCAGCCUCCUGCGUGUCCCUCCUCUGCCACCCCGUAUGCUCCUGCCCGGCCUCCUGCAGCUUCUCCUCAGGCCAGAAGUCCAGCUGCUGA
Molecule: messenger RNA, 660 nt
Organism: Nomascus leucogenys (northern white-cheeked gibbon)
Lineage: Eukaryota; Metazoa; Chordata; Mammalia; Primates; Hylobatidae
Product: keratin-associated protein 10-3
Exons: 2
Coding region: 1-660 (219 amino acids)
Cellular component (GO): keratin filament
Source: RefSeq, a predicted model, not a curated record